Branchiostoma floridae (Florida lancelet) is the source of this 2489-nucleotide messenger RNA. RefSeq names its product gastrula zinc finger protein XlCGF8.2DB-like. The transcript is spliced from 2 exons. Gene Ontology annotation, cellular component: nucleus. Gene Ontology annotation, biological process: regulation of transcription by RNA polymerase II. The coding region runs from base 152 to 997 and encodes 281 amino acids. Gene Ontology annotation, molecular function: DNA-binding transcription factor activity, RNA polymerase II-specific; RNA polymerase II transcription regulatory region sequence-specific DNA binding. The record is from RefSeq and is a predicted model, not a curated record. Lineage: Eukaryota; Metazoa; Chordata; Leptocardii; Amphioxiformes; Branchiostomatidae.
GUCAAAUAUCUUGAGAAUCAGGAGACCAAGUUUGACCUUUGACCCGAAGCAGUUCACUUCUGACCCCUUGCCGCGACGAAAGAGAACAAAGCAGCCCGAGUCCCUGUUCCUUUACGCGAAGAGAAAACCCGUCAUAGGAAGCAGGACGAACAUGGCAACGUCAGGAUAUGGGUCUCACACCGAAGUAGACCAUAAUCGCCAUCAUGGGUAUCCCACCGAGGUUUGUCAUAUUGACAACGACCCAACAUCAAGCAAUGCAAACGAUCAGGCAGCAGACCAAAAUUUCAACUUGCAUAGUGCUAGUGAGCAUGCAGGAGAAAAGCCCUACAAAUGUGUCCAGUGUGAUUAUUCUACAGCAGAGAAAGGCAAUUUGGCCAGACAUGUUAGAACAAAGCACACUGGUGACAAACGCUACAUGUGUGGGGAGUGUGGGUACAGGGUGGCUGAAAAGUCUAAGUUGUCCAGACAUAUGAAAAUCCAUACAGGAGAGAGGUCCUACAAGUGUGACCAGUGCGACUAUUCUGCAGCACGGAAAUACCAGUUGGACCAGCAUCGUACAAAACAUACCGGUGAGAAACCCUACAUGUGUGGGGAGUGUGGGUACAGGACAGUUCAAAGGUCUAAGUUAUCCCGACAUAUGAGAAUCCAUACUGGAGAGAAACCCUUUAAGUGUGACCAGUGUGACUAUUCUGCAGCAAGGAAAGUCACUUUGGUUACUCAUCAAGCAACUCACACCGGGGACAAACCCUACAUGUGUGGAGAGUGUGGGUUCAGAACAGCUCAAAGGUCUAAGUUAUCCCGACAUAUGAGAACCCAUACUGGAGAGAAACCCUACAAGUGUGACCAGUGCGAGUAUUCUGCAGCAGAGAAAUCAAGUUUGAACAACCAUUUAGCAAAGCACACCGGCGAGAAACCAUACAUGUGUGGAGAGUGUGGGUACAGGACAGCUCGGAAGUCAUCCUUGUCUAGACACAUGAGAACCCAUACAAGAGAAUGACCAAACAAGGAUAAUCUGUCAGACUUGACAGUUACUAUAUCGUCUGUUUUUUCCAGUGCUUUACAAAGCACAAGCGGAAAACCUACAUGUGUGGGGAGUGUGGGUACAGAACAACUCAGAAAUCUAAGUUAUCAACGCAUAUGCGAACCCACACUUGAGAAAAACCUUACAAAUGUGAUCAGUGCGACUAUUCUGCAACACCGAAAUCCACUUUGGACCAUCAUAUGGCAGCAAAACACACUGGUGAGAAACCCUACAUGUGUGGGGAGUGCGGGUACAGGGCUGCCCAAAGGGCUAACUUGUCUCGACACAUGAGAACCCAUACAGGAGGAUGACCAAAGAAGCUCGACAUUGACCAUAUCGCCUGUUCAUUAAGUUUUUCCAGUACUUUACAAAACACAUUGGAGAAUUCCAGUGUUUUCAGUGUCACUGCCCUGCAAUAUGGACCUAUAUGUGACUGAAUUUUGAUCUGAAACAUCCGUAAAAACUGAUGACGAACCGGCUGUACGGAGAGCCUGGAUACACGAUACGUGACAACCCUGUGUGACCUUUCUGGACAUUAAGUGUGCUUCCUACCUGACUUGUGAGACUCUCACUCAGAGAAGCCGUGUAGACUUGAAAUGUGAUCCUGCACAUGAAACUUGGCUUGAUUAUUUUAAGCUUCUCAUGUUUAGGAUUCGAAUGUCCACCAUUUAACAUAGUAUUAUAAAAUGACUUAAUAGAUGCCCAUAGGAUAAGUUGGAAGUUUGCUGUGUUUUUUUUCAAAUAGGCAAGUGUUUUUGUUACUUUGUUAUAUAUCUAACGUUUUUGCCGUAAUGAAAUAAUAUUUUGUCUUCUUACAAUAUAUUUUGUUUUGGACAUGUCUAAUCUGUGGUGAAUACCAGGAAAAAAUAUGUGGCACCAGACAAAAGAAACUUGUUUACGAUAGAAUUAUAGAAUGACUUCAUAUGAUAUAUCAUCGAUGCUCAUAGGAUAAGUUGAUACAUGUUUUCAAAUAGGCAAGUGUUUGCCCAAAGAAAGAUAAGGCAUCGAAUUGGUUUUAGUUACUUUAUUAUAUAUCUAACAUUUGUAUCGUUAGCUAGAUAUAGGGAAUAGUGUAUGGUCUACUUACUUUGAACAUAUUCUGGUUUAGAAAAUGUGUAACCUGUAGUGGAUACUGGCAAAAAAAAUACGCGGCCACACAAAAGCAACUUGGUCCCGGUGAAGUUAGUUUCUCUUUUUUUUUUUCAACUAACCUGCAGAUUAAGUGUUAAUGAAGGCAUAAAGCACACUACGGUAGAAAUGCGUAAUGGUAGAUAUUUAGUUUUAUAUAAACGUUUUUGAAACUUAACUAUUGUUAAGGAUGAAACUUAACCCUCUAAUCUAUGUAUUGCUAAGUUUGUAUAGUCUAUCAUGAAUAUUAAGCAUGUUGUUCUCCAUGAAGCUGUGUGAGAAGUAACACAAACCGUGGAAUACCGACCUUACUGUCUAUAGAAUAAAAGGUUUAACAUUG